AUGGAUUCAUUCACCUUUCGAGAGCGUGGCCAGCACGUAAAAGAGAAAACCCGAGCUCGGUUGACGGAUAGGUAUAGCUGGAAAUUACCCAAGCAGACUAGCAGCAUCGCGCCGUCUUACGUCUGGACCAAUGCCGAUCAAGAUCCGGUGCCAGAGGAUAAACGGACUUGGACGAGUUGGGCGUUCAUCGGAUAUUGGUACUCCGAUCUGGUGACGGUCUCGACAUGGACCGCCGCCAGCGCCAUAAUGACCACGGGCUUAACGGCUACCGAUGCCAUCCUGAUCGUUCUAGUUGCAGCUAUAUGCAACGCGAUCCCGACAGUCCUCAACGGCGCGAUCGGUGCGGACCUGCACAUCCCGUUCCCGAUCGCGUGCCGGGCCAGCUACGGGUACUGGCUGAGCUACUUCUGCGUCGUGACGCGCGCCGUCCUCGCGCUGUUCUGGUUCGGCGUGCAGAGCGCGAACGGCGGGACCUGCGUCACGGCCAUCAUCACCGCCAUCUGGCCCAGCUACGCGCGUCUGCCCAACACGCUUCCCAAGUCCGCGGGCACGACGAGCCAGGGCCUGCUGAGCUAUUUCAUAUAUUGGUGCAUACAGUUCCCGCUCCUGCUGAUCCCGAGCCAUAGGCUGCAGUACCUGUUCUGGGUUAAGACGGUCCUGGUCACGCCGAUGGCGCUGGCGAUGGUUAUCUGGAUCACGGUCGUGGCGGGCGGGCAGGGCGAGUUCUUUUAUGCGCCGGCGACUGUGUCCGGGUCGACGAGGGCUUGGCUGUGGUUGUCGAAUUUGACCAGCGUAACAGGCGGGUACUCCACCCUCGCAGUCAACAUCCCGGACUUCUCGCGCUUCAGCAAGACGCGCGGCGCACAGCUGUGGCAGCUGCCCUUCAUCCCGCUCUUCAAGACGCUCGUCGGCAUCUUCGGCAUCGUGUCGGCCAGCGCUUCCAAACAAGUCUACGGCACCGUGUACUGGUCGCCGCUCGACAUCAUCGGGACCUGGCAGGGGUCCGCGGGCGGCCGCGCCGCCGCCUUCUUCGCCGCCGCCGUCUGGCUGCUGGCCCAGGUCAGCGUCAACGUCAGCGCGAACGGCAUCAGCUUCGCCAACGACGUGACGACGCUGGCCCCGAAGUGGCUGAAUAUCCGUCGAGGCGCGAUUCUGGCCCAGUUGUUGGGGGGCUGGGCCUUGUGUCCCUGGAUCAUCGUGUCGUCCGCCGCCGCGUUUCUAAAUUUCAUGAGCGCGUACGCCAUAUUCAUGGCGCCGAUCGCCGGGAUCUUGGUCGCCGAUUACUGGGUCGUUAAGAAGAGGCGGUACGAUGUGCCGGCGCUGUACGAUCCCGAGGGUAUUUAUAGGUACGGUAAGUACGGUGUUAAUUGGAGGGCGCUGGUAGCGACGGCGAUUGUGAUCGUGCCGUUGCUGCCGGCGCUCGCGAAGAAGGUUACGCCUGCGAAUGUGCAUAUAAGUCAGGGGCUCGUGAACUUGUUUACGUUUAAUUGGCUGUACGGGUUCUUCGUGGCGGUGGUGCUGUACUGCGGGUUGAAUUACUGGUUCCCGGAUCGGACGACGUUGAUUCCGCACGUGGUGCCCGGAGAUGCGCCGGUUGUGAGGGCGGUUGACGCGGAUGUGGAGAGCGGGACAGGGCAGGAUGAGAAGAUGAUGGGGGAGGAGGUGAGAAGCGAGCCCGGGAGGGAUCCUGAGGUUAAGGGGGUUGGGGAUAUCACGGCUAUAUGA
This is a messenger RNA of Annulohypoxylon truncatum, 1725 nucleotides long. Its product is annotated as uracil permease. NCBI's taxonomy places the organism in Eukaryota, Fungi, Ascomycota, Sordariomycetes, Xylariales, Hypoxylaceae. Bases 1 to 1725 code for a protein of 574 amino acids. Gene Ontology annotation, cellular component: plasma membrane. Gene Ontology annotation, molecular function: nucleobase transmembrane transporter activity. The transcript is spliced from 4 exons. Gene Ontology annotation, biological process: nucleobase transport; transmembrane transport. The record is from RefSeq and is a predicted model, not a curated record.